AUGUACGUGAACAGGCUCAACAGUAAAACGACGUUAGUCGUGACAAUCUUAGUGUUAGUGAGUGCUGUGGGUGCAAAUGUAAACUCUACUAAUGUGAUAGGUGGGAGUUCUCGUAUGGCGUGGAUGAAGUCGCUGCUAGACCAUCAUAAGUGGAUGGAGUUCAUCAACAAUGGGACUCUGUCUUUGCCACAGCAGUGCGAGCAGGACCUGAAAGCCUAUUUGAAAGGCCUCUACGAUGGUCAACUUUGGGCUUCGAAGAGUAAGUACUUUUACAUUACUGAGCUGAUAUUUUGUUAA
Messenger RNA from Arctia plantaginis, 297 nucleotides. NCBI's taxonomy places the organism in Eukaryota, Metazoa, Arthropoda, Insecta, Lepidoptera, Erebidae. The record is from the annotation of a GenBank genome assembly.